UUAAAGUCUAUACCCCUUAAUAAUUGGUAAUUUCUUCCUUAUUCCCAAACUAAAUGAGAAAAGGUGCAUUUGUGUUAAUAUUCAUAGUCUGGGCUUUCAUUACCAUCAUUACUCCUAUACUUGUUCAAUGGUCUUCUGUUCUUGCUCAUCCUCAUAAGGCAACCAUCAAACCCCUCAUCCAUGAUAACGCAAGUAAUGAAGGAUUGUUAAAACACAGAAAAAUGCUGGUACUAAUUGAUGAAAACUAUGGAAAUGUAACACCAUCAUCUCAAAGACAUAUGCCUACCGUUAUGAUUGUCAUCCCGCCUGCUCCAUCACCUCGACAAAACUGGAUGGGAUCUAAUUAGACCUAGAUUCUACUAAUAAUUUGUCUC
Molecule: messenger RNA, 374 nt
Organism: Amaranthus tricolor (Joseph's coat)
Lineage: Eukaryota; Viridiplantae; Streptophyta; Magnoliopsida; Caryophyllales; Amaranthaceae
Exons: 2
Coding region: 54-347 (97 amino acids)
Source: RefSeq, a predicted model, not a curated record